AUGCAAAGAAGACUGGAAGUUAUUGUGGAAGAAGUUACUGAAGAAGUAUCCAGGUCGGGAGAAACUGAAAACACACCGGAGAUUCAACAACAACCUCAGUUACUUCCACCGCCGCCGCCGCCACCGCCACCACCACCUGAAUCAGAAUCAGAAGAAAACAUGGCGGAGGAAGAUGAGAACGAUGUGUACACCCUGGAUGACUAUUUGGAUAAAGAAGGGCAGACUUUUCACUCAAGUAUCCGGUUACCAGACAUUCAAGCCAGGAAUUUUGAAAUCAAGCCUGUUAUGAUUCAACUACUGGGGAUGAUGGGUACUUUUGAAGGAAAUUUUAAGGAUGAUCCGAAUGAGCAUUUGACCAAGUUCAUAGAGGUUUGUGAGAACUUCAAACAAACUGGGGUUACUAAAGAUGUACUGAGAUUGAGAUUGUUUCCCAUGUCAUUAUCUCACAAGGCGAAAACAUGGUUGAAUUCUUUACCUGAACACUCCAUUAAGACUUGGGAUGAGCUUGUAUCUAAGUUCAAGGCCAGAUUUAUUCCAAGGGGCAAACGGGCUACAUUAAGGGGUGAGUUGCUUUCUUUCGAGCAGCAUCCGGAUGAGCUAUUUUAUGAGGCUUGGGAAAGAUUUAAGGAUAUGUGGAGAAAUUGUCCAAAUCAUGAGCAAAAGAAAUAUGUUCUAAUGGAAGCUUUCUGGAAUGGAUUGAAUGAUCAGACAGUGACAAUGCUGAAUACCGCUUCAAACGGAGGAAUCGGAAAGAUGAAGGUAAAUGAGCUAUAUGAACUGUAUGAAGAGGUGGCAUCUAGCACUAUGCAACAGUAUAACAAGAGAAGGCAAAGUUCUGGGAGACAUAAGGAGCCUAGUUCUUCAUCAUCAAGAGAUAUUGCAUCGCAACUUGAAGCAAUAUCUAAGAGAUUUGACAAUCUGGAAUUGCAGAUUAAGAAAGGAAAUGCUGCAGGAGUUCAUGCACUUCAGGCUCCGGGAUACACUUGUGACCAUUGUAAUGAGGAACACCAUUCUGAUCAAUGCCCAUACACCUUGGAGACAGUCAAUUAUAUGAAUAAUGCACAAAGAAGACCACAAGGGAACCCUUAUUCUCAAACUUACAAUCUAAAUUUGAGAAAUCAUCCAAAUUUCUCUUGGCGAAAUGGGCCAAGUCUGAAUCCCCCACAAAUAUUACCAUCCGGUGCUAAACAAAUGGGGCCUCCUGGUUUUCAUGGUCAACCACAGCAAAAUCAAUUGCAACAGCAGCAUCCUCAAAAGGAAGAUUCCAAAAUUGAGAAGAUGUUUGCUCAAUUAUUGGCCAAUCAAGAAUCUGCAAGGGCUGAGAAUAAGGCAACAUUUUCUCUCCAUGAAACUGCCAUCAAGAAUCUUGAGGUGCAAAUGGGUCAACUGGCUUCACAAAUGAAUGUACUCACAAGAAGCAGCUUACCAAGUGAUACCAUUCCCAAUCCAAAAAGGGAUGGUAAUGAAGAGUGCAAAGCGAUCAAUUUGAGAAGUGGAAAGCAGUUACCUGACAUUCAGAGGCCUAGUCAGACCGGCAAGGACACCAUUAACAGUAAGGCGACUGACCUUGAUACAAAUGAGCUUUCAGAAGAAGGUGGUAUAGUAGAAGAGGAAGAAACCAAGAAAAGGAAACAAACAGAAGAAAAUCUCACUGAUGUGGUUCGAGGAAAGAAGUAG
Neltuma alba is the source of this 1677-nucleotide messenger RNA. RefSeq lists its product as uncharacterized. NCBI's taxonomy places the organism in Eukaryota, Viridiplantae, Streptophyta, Magnoliopsida, Fabales, Fabaceae. Bases 1 to 1677 code for a protein of 558 amino acids. The transcript has a single exon. The record is from RefSeq and is a predicted model, not a curated record.